AUGACAGAAGCAACAUACAUUGAAGAAAUUAAUCGAGGGAAAACACCAACAGAAUUAAAUGAUGGACUUGAUCCAGAAGAAGAACAACAAUGUUAUCAAGGAAAAUCAACAACAAAAGAUGGAAUAUAUAUUGGAACAUAUAGUUUUUUUAUUUGGUUAGGAUUGAUUAUUGCAUCAAUUCUCUUUAUAAUUUGGCAAAUUGUACCAAGAAAACUAGCAUAUUCACUUGGACUAGAACCAUUUUUUACAUUAAUGCCUGAUCAAUAUUGGACAUUAGUCAUUCCAGCAGGAUUUGUUAUGGGAUUUUUUUGUAUUAUAAUAGGGUAUUAUGGAGUGAUGGAGUUUUUUGUAGUUGAUCCAAGAAGUCCAUAUGCAUAUACGGAUGAAAGAAAAACGGAAGUAACAAAAGGAGAGGGAGAAAAUAAUAAAGGAGAAGAAAAUAUCCCACCAAUAGAGGAUUGUGAAGUAAAUAAAGUAUCAGAAAUGAUAUAUUCAUAA
Messenger RNA from Entamoeba nuttalli P19, 498 nucleotides. Its product is annotated as PIG-P protein. The record is from RefSeq and is a predicted model, not a curated record. Lineage: Eukaryota; Evosea; Mastigamoebida; Endamoebidae. The coding region runs from base 1 to 498 and encodes 165 amino acids. The transcript is spliced from 2 exons.